AUGUCGGACGACGAAAGGGAAAUUGAUAUCACCGAUCUCUCGGUCAGGGAUAACGAGCUCGACUUCUGCGACGAUGCCUCUGACGAUGAGUACGCUGGAGACGUGACCUGUCUUUUCAGCGAGGCCACCUUCGCUACCACCAAAGAGCUGUUCGAGCACAUGAAGGAGAAAUACAACUUUGACUGGGCCGAACACAAGCCCAAGGAGAGCAUUGACCAGAUCAAGCUGGUUAACUACAUCCGAAAGCAUAAGGAGGCACCCAAGGCCGGAGAGACGCUGUCGGACGAGUACAUGACCCCUGUUCUGGAGAACGAUAUGCUGAUCAUGCGACUACUCGAGGAGGACGACGAUGAGGAGGAGAAAGAGGUUGAUCCUGUCGAGAGGCUCCAGCAGGAGAACGAAUUUCUCAAGCAGAAACUCAUUGAGGCCAACCGUCUACUUGCCUCGGCUACUGACGAUUCUUCUGCCAAUGCUAACAAGUCCACUCUUUCUUCGUACGACACUAAUUACUUCGAUUCGUACGCUCACAACGAAAUCCACAUGCAGAUGCUCAAGGACCGAGUUCGAACCGAGUCAUACAGAGAUUUCUUCUACCACAACAAGGACAAGAUCAAGGGCAAGGUUGUUCUGGAUGUUGGAUGUGGUUCCGGUAUUCUGUCCAUGUUUGCUGCCAAGGCUGGGGCUCGACGAGUUUACGGUGUGGACAACUCUGAUAUUUUCGAGAAGACUAUUCUUAAUGUGAAGGAGAACGGCUAUGAUGACGUCAUUACCCUGAUUCGAGGAAAGAUUGAGGAUAUCAGUAAGAACCCUGCUGCCUUUGGUAUCACCGAGAAGGUUGAUAUCAUCGUUUCUGAGUGGAUGGGAUACGGUCUUCUUUUCGAGAGCAUGCUUGACUCCGUUCUGGUUGCCCGUGACGCUCUCAAGCCCGAACUCAUGGCUCCAUCUCAGACUACUCUCGUCGUUUGUGCUUCUGAUGACACCGAGUACCUCGAUAACGUCGCUUACUGGGAUGACGUUUACGAGUUCAAGAUGACUGCCAUGAAGCCCAAGAACGUCGAGUCUGCCAAAUUCGUGGAGUGCCCCAUUGAGGUCUACCCCAAGGAGACUGUGGUCUCCACUUUUGGCGUCAUUCGAGAGCUCGAGCUGCAUACCUUGACGCUGGGCGACCUUGCCGACUUCACUUCGGACUUCAAGAUUGUCAUGGAGAAGGAUGCCGACGUGACUCUGCUCAUUGUGCACUUUGAUACCUUCUUUACUGUCGAUCGAGAGACACAUACCAUUGAGAAGGACUCCCAGACUGGCUCGUGGCCCUCUCAAGGAACCGGCAUUUCUUUCUCUACCGGUCCCCAUGUCACCCCCACGCAUUGGAAAGCUGCCGGUCUCCCUCUUCAGAAGAAGUACCCUCUCAAGAAGGGUGACGUGAUUGAGGGAACUAUGCGAUUCAAGAAGGGUCAUGAAAACUCCCGAGAUCUUCACAUUGUCCUCGACACAAAGGUCGGAGGAGAUGAUAUCUCCAAGGUCUACAACAUCAGCGCUUAA
Yarrowia lipolytica CLIB122 is the source of this 1539-nucleotide messenger RNA. RefSeq lists its product as uncharacterized. Gene Ontology annotation, cellular component: nucleus. The record is from RefSeq and is a predicted model, not a curated record. Lineage: Eukaryota; Fungi; Ascomycota; Dipodascomycetes; Dipodascales. Gene Ontology annotation, molecular function: protein-arginine N-methyltransferase activity. Gene Ontology annotation, biological process: peptidyl-arginine methylation.